This is a messenger RNA of Stylonychia lemnae, 849 nucleotides long. The record is from the annotation of a GenBank genome assembly. Lineage: Eukaryota; Ciliophora; Spirotrichea; Sporadotrichida; Oxytrichidae.
AUGAAUAGCAAAGAUGCAGUAGUAAAUGCUGUCAAGAACUUGGGGUACAGACACAUUGAUACUGCUUGGCUAUAUUAAAACGAGCAAAUUAUCGGUGAGGCUUUGCAUGAAAUACUCAAUGAUGAGUCAUGCAAAAUUAGCAGAGAGGAAAUAUGCCUAGUCACAAAGAUCUGGCCCACUUAAUUCCAAGAUCCUGAAUCAGCUGUCAAAGAGUCAUUGAAGAAAUUAGGUGUAGAUUAUAUUGAUGUCUAUCUUAUUCAUUGGCCUACUUAAUUUGCUGAUCCAAGCACCAGAGUCCCUCUUCAUGUUCUCUGGAAAACUCUCGAAUCCUUUGUAGAUUAAGGGCUGGUGAGAAGCUUAGGAAUAUCAAACUUUAACUUAUAAUUGACUGCAGAUCUUUUAACCUACGCAAAACAUAAACCUGUCUGCAAUCAGGUCGAACUGCAUCCUUAUUGCAAUCAAAGCUAACUUGUGAAGUUUCUGCUAGAUAACUAAAUAGUUCCAGUGGCUUACUGUCCUUUAGGCAGACCAAGCAUAGCUGCUGAGCCUGGCUAGUAAGAGGUAUCGCUUAAGUACACAAAAGUCCCAGAUCUCAGACAAGAUCCUAAAAUUAUAAGCAUGGCUACUAAAUACAACAAAUCUGAGUUUUAAGUUGCACUAAGAUGGAAUACUCAAAGAGGGUGUGGUGUUAUCCCUAAGUCAGCUAGCUCUGACCAUUAAAAAGAGAAUUUAGAGAUAAAUGAUUUCAUCUUAGAGGAGGAAGACAUGAUCUAUUUGAGCAGUUUAAACUAGAACUUGAGAAUUUGCAACAAUUUUGAAUUUCUUAAGGGCUAUGAUAUAUUUGCUUGA